Molecule: messenger RNA, 1912 nt
Organism: Petromyzon marinus (sea lamprey)
Lineage: Eukaryota; Metazoa; Chordata; Hyperoartia; Petromyzontiformes; Petromyzontidae
Gene: HYKK
Product: hydroxylysine kinase
Molecular function (GO): amino acid kinase activity
Source: RefSeq, a predicted model, not a curated record
ACCCCCUCCACACAGGCAAGUUGAGCCACCGCCUGUCCGGACGACUUUCUCUUCGCAUCGCUUAGGCUCUAGACGAUUACUUUUUUUAGUUUCCUUUGUCGGGACCGCUCUCUCUCUAUCUCUCUCUCUCGCAACAUCGUCUCGUGAACAACAAACAGACACACGCAACAACAACAACGCAUCUCGACAGAGGGCAGGCGAGCGCCAUGAGCUCGGAGGAGCUCACCAAGCCGAGGCUGGACGAGGCGCAGGCGACCGAGCUGAUCGCGCGCCUCUACGGCCUCGGCGUGGAGCGCCUGGCGCCCCUGGAGAGCUACGACGACCAGAACUUCCGCGUGGCCACGAACGACGGCGCCGCGUGGGUCCUCAAGGUCACCAACACCAGGGACAGCCGCCAGCAGGAGGUGCUGGAGGUGCAGACGCGGGUGAUGAUGUUCCUAAGGGACGGGGGCGUCCCCACACAGACGGUGCGACUCACCGUACACGGAGACCUCAUGUCCCUGCAGCGCAUCGACUUCGGCGAAGGAGAGAAAGAGUUCAACGUGCGGCUGCUCACGUACCUGCCCGGCGUGCCGCUGUCCACGGUGCUGGCGGACGGCAGCCUGUACUACCAGGUGGGCAAGCUGGCAGCCAGCAUCCACCAAGCCCUGGAGCAGUUUGAGCACCCGUUCCUGCGCUUCCUGCAACGAGACGAUUUCAUCUGGAACCUGUCGAACACCCACCUGCUCGAGUCCUACCUCUUCGCUCUGGACGGCGACCCCAACCAGGGCCUGGUCAGGGAGGUCAUCGCCAAGUUCCGCGAGGAGAUCCAACCCAACCUGCACAAGUUUACCAGAUGUAUCGUUCACGGAGACCUGAACGACCACAACAUCCUGGUGGAAGAAACGGGGCCGAUCCCCGCAGUCCAGUCGUCGGAGACGGGCGAGCCUGCCGCCGGCAGCCACUACAAGCUGUCGGGCGUCUUGGACUUCAACGACAUGAUGCAGGGAUACUGCGUGUACGACAUCGCCAUGGCCAUCAUGUACAUGAUGAUCGAGAGCUCGCGGCCCAUGGACGUGGGCGGGCACAUAAUGGCCGGGUACGAGAGCGUGCGGCCGCUGACGGAGGACGAGAGGGGAGCUGUCUACUGGCUGGUGGCGUCCAGGUUCUGCCAGUCGCUGGUGCUCGCUCGCUACACCAUCCUGCAGCACCCGGAGAACGCCGACUACCUGCUGACGACGGCGCGCACCGGCUGGGAGAGACUGCGCCGGCUCUGGGCCACGGGGCGGGAGGGCACGCAACGGCUGUGGUCAGACGUGGCCGCACGCCACACAAACACCGACUCUCUCUCUCUCUCGCCCCGUCUUAACUUCCCCGCCAAAUUAACUUAACGCUGCCGGGAGGUGUGGGUGGGGUGGGGGGAGGCAGGGGGCGAGGGGCCCCCCAGUCUCUCGUUAAGUGUGAUUGGUCACUGCACAUCCUACGGUAGAAAAGCGUGUCACUCCGAUACUGGACUAAUGCUACCAACGUUCUGGGAGGCUCAACCUGGACACGGGGUGAGCCGCGUCCAAUGUCACAGAGUCCACGCCCACUCAAUCACUAGCCUCGCCCACUGCUCGGGCAGCCCCCGCCCGCUGCUUGGGUAACUCCGCCCACUGUUCGGGUAGCUCCGCCCACUACUUGCGGGGCUCCUCUCACUGCUCGGGUAGCUCCGCCCACUGCUCGGGUAGCCCCUCCUACUGCUCGGGUUGCUCCGCCCUUUGCCCCACGUGAAGCCAGAAGGUGAUUUCUGGCUUCACUUGGGGCAAAAUCAUCACGUUGCCAUACAUGGCAGGCGUUACCAAAAAGAUUUCCAAAAUUCUAAACAAACACAAGAUCCAGGUCCGGUUCAAUACAGUACACAAAAUCCAUGAUCUGAUUUCAUCCGUAAAGG